Messenger RNA from Carica papaya (papaya), 1255 nucleotides. RefSeq names its product putative N-acetyltransferase HLS1-like. Lineage: Eukaryota; Viridiplantae; Streptophyta; Magnoliopsida; Brassicales; Caricaceae. Gene Ontology annotation, molecular function: acyltransferase activity, transferring groups other than amino-acyl groups. The record is from RefSeq and is a predicted model, not a curated record.
AUAUAAACAUGUUGCAAAGGGUAGGCGCCGCUGCCAUGGAAGUAAAGGGGAGAAAUUUGGUGAUGGUUAGAGAGUAUAAUGAAGAGAAAGAUAAGGAAGCAGUGGAGGAGAUGGAGAGACAGUGCGAAAUCGGGCAACAAGGCAAGUCUACGCUCGUUACUGAUCUCAUGGGCGAUCCUAUGUGUCGUAUUCGUCAUUCUUCUUUACAUAUUAUGCUGGUGGCGGAAUACGGAGAAGAAGAAAAUAUUGUAGGGGUGGUAAGAGGGUGUGUGAAAACCGUGACAAGAGGGAAUUCAAUGUAUGUGAAAGUGGCAUAUCUUCUGGGACUAAGAGUCUCUCCUCAACACAGGAAUCUAGGGGCUGCCACAGAACUUGUGAAAAAAGUAGAAGAAUGGUCCGAACAAAACGGUGCGGAUUAUGCAUACAUGGCCACCGACUGCAGCAACCACCCGUCGAUCCAUUUAUUCACCACAAAAUGCGCUUACCGCAAGUUUCGAACUCCGACGCUGCUGGUCCAACCGGUUCACGCUCACCGCAAGCGAGUCGACUCAGCCGUCGCAGUUGUCCGUCUCACUCCCAAACUCACUGAGUCAAUAUACCGCAGAGUUUUCGCCGACUCGGCCGAGUUCUUCCCCAAAGAUAUAGACAAUGUGCUGGGCAGCCACCACAGCUUGGGCAGCUUCAUGGCGCUGCCCAAAAAAUGGUUGUCGAAGUGGGACCCGGAUGACGUCAGCGUUCUUCCUCCGAGCUACGCGGUACUGAGCGUGUGGAGCAUCAAGAAAGUGUUCAGGCUCCAAUUAAAGGGCGCGUCUCGGAUGACGCGCGGAUUUUGCGCGGCUUCGAGGUGGGUGGAUUCUCGACUGCCGUGGCUGAAGUUACCGUCGGUUCCCGACGUGUUUAACAAGUUUUGGGUGUACUUUUUGUACGGACUUCACAUGGAAGGAUCUUGUGCUUCGGGGCUCAUGAAAAGUCUAUGCAGCUUCGUUCAUAAUAUGGGGAUGGACGAUGAUGGGUGUAGGGCCAUUGUGGCGGAGGUGGGCCCACGUGAUCCGGUUCGUACGGUGAUUCCUCAUUGGAGGAAAUUAUCAUUGGAGGAGGAUCUUUGGUGUUUGAAGAAGCUGGGGGAUGAUGAGCCGUCUGAUUGGACUAAAUCACCAUCGUCGAAUUCUUCAGUGGUUUUUGUUGACCCUCGUGAUAUUUGAUAGUCUUCAAAAAUAUAUUUUUUUUUUAUAGUUUAUUUAAGAGUAGUUUUUAG